Molecule: messenger RNA, 1729 nt
Organism: Porites lobata
Lineage: Eukaryota; Metazoa; Cnidaria; Anthozoa; Scleractinia; Poritidae
Source: the annotation of a GenBank genome assembly
GUUGUGAAAGAAGUAAGAAGGUUGCAAGUCGCCUUGGAACACAUCUUACAAGAAAACUUAGUUGAACUGGAAGAACACGAUGACAUCGCUCAACAACACGUCUGUUGUCAGUGGAACUUCUGAAGACUACGGAGUGAUCCAAUACCAGGAAACUCUACCCCUGCGUAUUUUUCGUCAUACCUUGUUUACACUGAUCAUCUUGGCCAGCUUGAUCGGUAACUCGGUCGUUUGUAAAACAAUUUGGAGAGCGCCUCACCGCAAGCCGUUUUCAUACCAUCUCGUUGCCAACAUGGCCUUUGCAGAAAUCGUCAACUCUCUCUGCUUACCGAUCAUGUACGUCUGGCAGUAUGAAAAAGGACACAAGAAUGUUGUCAUCCACGAUAUCUGGUGCGUUGACAAUCCCAUCCAAGUUAUUUCAUUGAUGGUAGUAACUCAUUCGCUGGCAGGGCUCGCGUUCUACCGCUACCGAGUACUCAUCAACCCCAUCCAAAAACAUGUAUCUGGGAAAUUGAAGACUGUGAUCUUUUCCUGUUUGUGGCUUGUUCCUACUGCUGUCUGUGUGCCCAUAUUCAUUCGAAACAGGUUCGUAGGUGGCCAUUGUGAAUUGCAUCCUGUUGGGAAUGUCUAUGCCUUUUCGCUCGUGUUAUUCACCCUGAAUUAUGUCCUACCCUACUUGGUCAUGCUAGCAUCUUACGGAGCGGUAGCGUGGAACCUAAGACAGCGAAUCGGCCAAAACACCUCCUAUGCUCGCAGUAAGUCGAUCAUCCCUUCCUCAGCUGCACCCCUAGAACUCCACACCAACUAUCGGAGGAGAGAAACUACGACGCCAGAAGAACACCGACCAGGCCCAGUCUUAAUAGACGUGAAUAACCGUGGAUGUACCAAGCCAGAAAACACCACUGACGCCGAGCAAGAUUUACUGAAGAUGAUAUUUGCAAUAAUUCUAAUAUUUGUGAUUUGUUAUUUCCCAUAUCAAGCCGUAUUUUUGUGGGAAACAUUAGCUGAUGUAAAAGAGUGGAAAUUUCGGUAUCAUAGCCUAAUGCUAAAGUAUAGUUUUAUAUUAAUUUGUUUGCCAAGUGCUUUGCAUCCUGUGUGUUACGGAACAAUGAACAGCUUUUAUGCUAAGGCAUUCUCGAAGAUGUUUCUUUGCAAAUCCUAAAAUCCUAACCAUGUUUCUUUUUAUUUCUUUUGGAGUAUGAUUUAAAGAAAGUUUUAUUUUUAAUAGCUGAAUAAAGGAAGACAAGUAAGAGACUUUAAAUCAAGUGGAAAAUAAAACAGCAGCGCUAUCCCGUAAUUCACCCGAAAAAUAUAUAAAAAUAUAAACCAUAACACUGAUAUCAUUGAAAGAACGUUAAAUCAAUAAAGGAUGAAAUGUUAAAGUUCGUCUAAGGGUACCAAGAUCAACAGAGAUUAAAAUUGAAAACUGUUAAUUAGUUUUUCCGUUGUAAGGAGAGAUUUCCCAUGUAUUCCUUAUUUGAUUUGAAUUUCAUAUCUAGCUUUUAAAUAUUCCAUUUGAAGUUGUGUUAGCCGUAAUUUACAUUGAAUUUGCAUUGAGUUGUAUUAGUUCCCUUAAAUUAUACACAUUUUACUUCAAUGUUUACUUUUAAAGGGAUAAUUUGUUCUGGAUAAUUAUACAGCCUAAUUAGUCACUGAAUAACUGGAUCUUUCGCCUGUUCAAAUACCAACCGUUCGUAGUUUUCAGUUUUGACAUUUUGAGGGAUCCUGAGCA